Messenger RNA from Physella acuta, 2091 nucleotides. Its product is annotated as adipocyte plasma membrane-associated protein. Gene Ontology annotation, molecular function: hydrolase activity. Gene Ontology annotation, cellular component: endomembrane system. NCBI's taxonomy places the organism in Eukaryota, Metazoa, Mollusca, Gastropoda, Physidae. The record is from RefSeq and is a predicted model, not a curated record.
UUAGUUCAGCCGUCCUUUGCUGCUAUUAAUAGAGAGAAACUUCUAGGGUUUUCUUUUUCUGAGCUUAUUUUUAUCUAUUAAAUAUCCAGGCUUACACUUUAGGACGUGUCUAUCAACAUUUAGGUAUCAUUUUCCUUGUUUUAAUAACGAAAGAUAGGGGGAAUAUUCAGAAAGAAAUGAAGAUUCUUAGAGUUUAUGGUCAACUUCUGUUGUCUGCUAUUGUAAUGACCGUCAGUGGACAAUCUGUGCCGAUGAUUCAUCCGAUAGCUUUCAGCCUCCCCUCGCCCCCUCCUUUGACCGGUCCACUACUAAUCAACAACGUGCUGAGCAAGGCUGAGAGAGUACACCCAAACUUGAUCAACGGACCCAGCAGUUUUGUCAGCAAAGGCGAUGACCUGUACGUCAGCACCAAGGACAACAAAAUUUACCAAGUGGCCGCCUGCCCACCUCGGCUGGUCGCCACACUUUCCCCGACAGGAUGUGCAACCAUCAACACGUGUGGACAACUGAUGAGCCUAAGGAUGGACCCAAUGAGUGGUCAGCUGGUCACUCUUGACGCCUACAGGGGUCUAUUUCUUGUCAACCCACUAACUGGGGCGGUGAAACAAAUUUAUUCCACGAUGACGCCAGUGAACGGUCGACGCCCGGUCCAUUUGAAUGAUAUGGUUAUCGCUCCUAAUGGCGUCAUCGUAAUGAGUGACUCCAGUGACACGUACACUUACGUAAACGAUGUUUAUAUUUGCAUGGACGGAAGGCCGACUGGAAGACUGAUCGUCUUUGAUAUGAAGACCGGUGCCGCGUCAGAGAUUUUGGCCAAAACGUUCAACUUUCCCAACGGGCUGGAGCUUACAGUAGACGGUGACCUGCUUGUGACGGAGACCUGUCGGGCCAGGAUACACAGGGUGAGUUUGAAACGACCCACAUGGCUACAGAUGAGUCCAUUUACGGUCAACCUGCCCGGACUCCCAGACAACAUCCGGUCGUCAGGUCGAGGGACCUACUGGGUCGCCAUGUCUUAUCCACGUCACGCUGGUAUCCGUAAUCCAGUGGAUCUCAACGCCAGAAAUCCACAAUACAGAGCCUCUGGGUUUAAUUGGGUCUCAAAAGACGAGCUGAGAUCCAUCUUUGCCAAAUGGGCGAUAGCUGUGGAGACAGAUGUUAACGGUACAAUGAUAGGCAGCCUUCACGACCCCACAGGAACCACACUACAGAUGUUGACAGAGGUUCAUGAAUUCGGGGGCGUGAUCAACGUUGGCAGCCAUCUUGUGCCGUAUAUGGCAAGAGUUAUAUUCCCUGAUGCCAGUGCGGUCAAGGCCAAGGUCAAUUUAGACGGUUACAUCCAGGUAGCGCGAAGCAGGUGUCAGCUGCCAGACAGUCAAGUGGCCAGCAGACGACAAGAGUUUUCCAAAAAUGCUCCAAAGCCGUAAAAGAUGUAGACUGUAGACGUAUAACCAAGCAGUUGACAAACAACAAAAGUUGACCAGAAAGUUCACAACCAUCAUAGAAGUAGAGAAAAUAGCUCAGUAAUGUGGAAUGUGGACAGACAUGUGUGAAAUUUGCUGUAUUUAAUGCAAUGUGCAUUCUAACACUAUGAGAUUAAUUAAUAGAAUGCUAGGCUACAGAUUAGAAAAGAUAGCUGUGACGUCUGUUUAAUGCUAAAUCCAGUGAAAGACACUUCAGACUUUAAGAAAAAAAAAGAGUAUUUUAUUAUUCGAAAUAUUUAACACACAUAUACAUGAAAAUAAAGAAAUUAUUUUAUUUCUACAACUUCGAAAAGUCUAAAAUUGCUAACAGGCUUUUUAAUAUUUUUUUAAUUAAGCGUUAAAAUGGUUACUAUAGUUGAUGUUGCUAGGGUAUGUUUGGGCUAAUUUUAACUGAGGAACUGUUUUCUUUUUGUCUUAUUAAGAUGAACUUCAGCUUUAGUCUUUGUGAAACCAAUUGUUACUUUAGUAUUAAUUAACUUAAAAAAUAACUUGAUAAAUAAACUUUCACAUUGUGUUUCUUUAAUUGCUUCUGUUUUCUAAUUCAAUAUCUUAAUUUUUUUUAAAAAUCCAAUCCAGUUAAUAAAAUCAAUAAACAGAGUGCAAACCA